Acanthosepion pharaonis is the source of this 531-nucleotide messenger RNA. The record is from the annotation of a GenBank genome assembly. Lineage: Eukaryota; Metazoa; Mollusca; Cephalopoda; Sepiida; Sepiidae.
AUGUCCUUUUUUAGUCUGUUUCAUAUCUAUCUAUCUAUCCAUCCAUCCUAUUCUGUUCAUAUCUAUCUAUCCAUCCUAGUCUGUUUAUAUCUAUCUGUCCUAGUCCUUUCAUAUCUAUCUAUCCAUCCUAGUCUGUUUUCUAUAGAUCUAUCCAUCCAUCCUAUUCCAUCCUAUCCAUCCUAUUCUUCUGUUCAUAUCUAUCUAUCUAUCCAUCCAUCCUAUUCUGUUCAUAUCUAUCUAUCCAUCCUAUCUGUUUAUAUCUAUCUAUCUAUCCUAGUCUGUUUAUAUCUAUCUAUCUAUCCUAGUCUGUUUAUAUCUAUCUAUCUAUCUAUCCUAUCUGUUCAUAUCUAUCUAUCUAUCUGUCCUAGUCUGUUCAUAUCUAUCUAUCUAUCUAUCUGUCCUAGUCUGUUCAUAUCUAUCUAUCUAUCUAUCUGUCCUAGUCUGUUCAUAUCUAUCUAUCUAUCUAUCUAUCCUAGUCUGUUCACAUCUAUCUAUCUAUCUAUCUAUCCUAGUCUGUUCAUAUCUAUCUAA